GAACAUUUAUAUUAUUCAUUUAUUGUUAAUUAUAAUGUAUAAUAGUUAAAUUUGAGGGCAACCUUGGACCAUUAAAAUCCGUGGGCCCCAUGGAUUUGGUCUCCAAAAAAGGUGCAAGCAAACAAAGGAUUGUACCUAAAUCCUUGAUAGUUGGUUUUUUGGUACCAAAUCCAUGUACCAAAUCCUUGAAGCAAACGACCCCUACAUGUAAUUUUACUCAAACUACUUAGUGUUUUACCUUUAUGACCUCAGGAGUUGGAACCAAAUGAGAAUCUCAAUUUUUCAAGUAAUUUAUCUACAUUUAUCACGUUAUAAUUUUUUUCUUUAUUUUUUAAUAAAAGGAUGAAUAUUUUUAAUAUUUUCCAUUUAAAUUAAUUACUGGACCAACUGUCCAACUCUGCCCAAACAUCCAUCAUCUUUCCUAGUUUAAUUAUGGGCCCGGCCCAGGCCCAAACGAAUAUAGGAGAAUAAGAAAGAUUAUCCUAAAAAAAUAAAAGAGGAAUGUGUACGAAUAAUCCGAUUUCAACGCCCACCAGAAGCUUUAUACUCUCUGUUCAUGCUGCAACACUAUCUCCACCUUUUUUCCACAGAGAGAGAAAAGGGAACGGCCGAUUUCAGAGAAAAUGGAGAAUCUCAUUUCCCAAUUCACCCUGCUGGCGGACGAAGCCCUGCGAGACAAGCACUUCGACCCCUCCAGAAUCGACUCGGAUCUGAUGAAGCUGUUCGAAUUGGAGGCCUACAAGGCCUGGGCGGCGCUGGAGCUGGAGCACGAGCAGGAGGUCGAUUCUGCAGAGAGCGAGAUGGAAGCUGCAGAGGACGAGCUGGAAUCGGCGAUGGAGGCGGCGAUGGAGGAGUUCCGGAGGUUCGAGGAGGAGAUGGAGGGGAUGGCGAAGGCGGAGCUGGAGGGGCUGGAAAGGACCGGGGAGAAGGCGAGGAGGAUGGGGAAAGUGAUGGAGAAGGCGGCGUCGGCGGCUUCGAAGAGGUAUGUUGAGGCGGCGGUGAACUCGGCCACGGCGACGAUGAGGUCGGCUUGGAAAGGGGUUUCGAAGCAAAAGGUUCAUCCUGCGUAAUUUUUUUGGGUCUCGUUUGCUUUGUCUAAUUUCCUGCAUUACCCACCAAUAAGUAAACGAAUGUAAUCGUUCGAAUUUGGGAACAGAGGUUGUGUGUUCUUCCUUCCUUGUAAUGGCGAUUCUGCAGCAAAGAGAAGGCUGCUGAGGUAUUGGAAUGUUGUUUGAGGUAUUUGUAUUCAUUCAAAGAGAUUGUGUAGUGCAAGACAACUUUUUUUCUUCUUCUUUUCUCAUGAACAAGCACAAAAGGCAUAACUAAGAUAUGCUUUCUAGGGGUGGCAUUUCGAUUAUAACCGAUAAUCAAUCGGCCGGUAAUCGGUAAACCGAAAUAACCACUCCCCCUACCGAAAAUCGCCCGAAAUAGGUUUUGAUUUCUCGAUUAUCGGUUAACCGACCUACUUUUAAGACCAAAAAGCAUUUCGUCUAGCCACCGGUAACCAACCGAAGUUCGGUUACUUCGGUUACUGAUUAGUGGAUAACCGGCCGGUUAACCAGUAACUGAUAACCGAACUGCCACCCCUAAUGCUUUCUAUGGAUUACCAGGACAUUCAUUAUACUUUAGCAAACAUCUCACGACACGAGUUAACGACAACCAUGCAAUAUUUGUAUGAAAGUCCGUAUCAUCUCGUUGAGGACAAAUUUUGUUGUUCAUAUGUCAAGGGCUCGGAGAGCUCGUGGAGCAAGAUCUCCCUUAUUUUGGAGCGCCUUCCUUUCGUGUCUUAUAUGGUCGCGACCGUUUUGACACAUUUAACAUCAACUGAUCCAUCCUCCCUUUUGCCCUUAAUUAUAUCGAGAUGUAGAACUACUAUAGUUUUUUUUCUCUCUCUCUCUUUGGCUGUCUAGUCGAAUUUGGCACCAUCUCAAAAGAUGUAGGUCAAGGGAAGUCUUCGUCGUCAAAUACAAAGCCGCAAUCCAAGAAGAGUGUGUCCGAAGGACGUAGGAAGACAGAGACAGCAACUCAACUCUGAAUAAGGAAAAUCGAGUAGAAGUAGUCUCGCAAACAACAAUCGUCAAUUAUGUAUUGUGUGUGAUUCACAUCGGACCAAUUAUAUUAAAAAAAAAAAAAUAGUUGGUAAACACAAUAUAAUUGUUCAAUUUCCAACCAAGUAAUAAAAAAUUUCAUGGUGAUUGCAUCUUCUAAAGUAAAAGGCCAUUAUUCUG
This is a messenger RNA of Linum trigynum, 2228 nucleotides long. The record is from the annotation of a GenBank genome assembly. NCBI's taxonomy places the organism in Eukaryota, Viridiplantae, Streptophyta, Magnoliopsida, Malpighiales, Linaceae.